Molecule: messenger RNA, 1480 nt
Organism: Rhincodon typus (whale shark)
Lineage: Eukaryota; Metazoa; Chordata; Chondrichthyes; Orectolobiformes; Rhincodontidae
Product: amine oxidase [flavin-containing]-like
Exons: 12
Coding region: 137-1480 (447 amino acids)
Molecular function (GO): oxidoreductase activity
Source: RefSeq, a predicted model, not a curated record
CCGAGACUCCACAAGUGGACACUGGUUGAUUUAGUUACAGCCUAGAAUCAAACACCAACAGAUUGUAUAAAGGUAAAAGAAAUCAUCAAACAGCCACAUCCAGGAUCAUCUGCACAAAAGACAGGUGAAAACUGACAUGGUGAAAAUGUCCAUUGGAAAACAAGAUGUGAUAAUCAUUGGAGGGGGCUUGUCGGGUCUUUCAGCUGCCAAACUCCUCACAGAGAGGGGCCUCAAUGUGGUGGUUUUGGAGGCUAGAGAUCGUGUUGGAGGAAGAACAUACACUGUUCAAGGUCCAGAGUUCCAGUAUGUUGACUUAGGAGGAGCAUAUGUUGGGCCCACGCAAAAUCGGAUUUUGCGUUUAGCAAAAGAGCUGGGUAUAAACACAUACAAAGUUAAUGAGAAGGAACAAUUGAUUCAUUUUGUGAAGGGAAAGUCUUACCCAUUUAAAGGGCCAUUUCCUCCUAUGUGGAACCCUAUUGCUUACUUGGAUUACAACAACCUCUGGAGAACUUUGGAUGAAAUGGGAAAGAAGAUUCCUGCAGAUGCACCAUGGAGUGCUGAACAUGCAGUGGAGUUGGACAACAUGACCAUGAAAGAGUUAAUUGAUAAACUUUGCUGGACAAGGGUGGCGAGAGAAUUUGCAACACUCUUUGUCAACGUGAAUGUAACUUCAGAGCCUUAUGAAGUCUCUGCUCUUUGGUUUCUGUGGUACGUGAGACAGUGCGGAGGGACAAGGCGGAUAUUUUCUACCACCAAUGGAGGCCAGGUGAAGCAUCUUGAGGUCAAUCUUUCAUUUCUUCAGGAAAGGAAAUUUAUUGGUGGUUCAGGACAAAUCAGCGAGCGCUUAGCUGAGCGAAUAAAGGAUUGUGUGAAGCUAAACAGGCCAGUGGUGAGAGUGGAACAAACUAAGGGAACUAUCCGUGUGGUGACAUUACAUGGAGAGGAAUAUGAGGCUGAUUAUGUCAUCAGUGCUAUCCCACCAGCCCUCAUUCAGCAAAUUCACUACAGUCCUCCACUGCCUCCAUUGCGAAACCAGUUGAUCCAGCAUGUGCCAAUGGGAUCCAUCAUCAAGUGUAUGGUUUACUACAGCCGGGCUUUCUGGAGGGAGAAAGGUUAUUGUGGUACCAUGAUGAUUGAAGAUGAGGAGUCACCUAUUUCUCUGACACUGGAUGACACCGAGCCUGAUGGCUCCCACCCUGCAAUUAUGGGGUUUAUAUUGGCAAGGAAGGCUCGACUUUUACUUAGUCUCACUAAAGCAGAGAGGAAACAACGAAUCUGCCAGAUUUAUGCACGAGUUCUGGAGACAGAGGAAGCUCUAUACGCUGUUCACUAUGAAGAAAAAGACUGGUGUGAGGAGCAGUACUCGGGUGGCUGCUACACUGCAUACUUCCCACCAGGGAUGUUCAUUCAGUUUGGCAAGUACGUACCUAUGCAUAAUCAAUCUAGAUUCCUGCCAAAUAAUGUUGUAGUUUUGUUUUAA